This is a messenger RNA of Capsicum annuum, 507 nucleotides long. Its product is annotated as extensin-like. The transcript has 2 exons. NCBI's taxonomy places the organism in Eukaryota, Viridiplantae, Streptophyta, Magnoliopsida, Solanales, Solanaceae. The coding region runs from base 1 to 507 and encodes 168 amino acids. The record is from RefSeq and is a predicted model, not a curated record.
AUGGCAUGGAUAAACUUGAUGCUUAUCGUUUCUCAAUCUCGUGGUCCAGGAUCUUCCCAACCCCCGUCACCGUCGCCGACCUUCGGUGUCGACCCGACCCAACCUCCGACUCUGACCUUCGGUCCCCGGUGCCGACCCCCGUCGCCGCUCCCCGCUGCCCUCCGUCACCGACCUCCGGUUCCAAUCUGCUCUCCCUCCCUCCAUUCAUACCCCCCCUCUCCGUCCAUACCCCCCCUCCGGUGCCGGCGGGAUACAACAGCCCCCCUCACCUCGGUCUCCAGCCAGCUGCCGCUCGGUCUCCAGCCGCCAAUUCGGUCUCCAACAGCCGAAGCUCGAUCUUCAGCCGCAGCUUCGCCUGCACCCGCCGCUCGGUCGCCAGCAGCCGCAGUACCCAAACGACGACCAGUUCACUCGGUCUCCAGCAGCCGCAACUCCAUCUCAGCACCGGAAUCCCCCGGAACCCGGUCAACGCUGGGUUUUGGUUUCGAGCUUGGUUUACAAGCGUAA